This is a messenger RNA of Acaromyces ingoldii, 1158 nucleotides long. Its product is annotated as galactose-binding like protein. Gene Ontology annotation, biological process: protein K11-linked ubiquitination; anaphase-promoting complex-dependent catabolic process. The transcript has 5 exons. NCBI's taxonomy places the organism in Eukaryota, Fungi, Basidiomycota, Exobasidiomycetes, Exobasidiales, Cryptobasidiaceae. The record is from RefSeq and is a predicted model, not a curated record. Gene Ontology annotation, cellular component: anaphase-promoting complex. The coding region runs from base 1 to 1158 and encodes 385 amino acids.
AUGGCAAACGAUGGCAGUCGCAUGUUUGACGUGCGCGUCCUGUCGAACAAAGUCGACGUGGGUUCGCAAUCAGGCACGCUCUGGUCGCUCAGCUCGCAGAAGCCCGGCUACGGCGUCUCGCAGCUCCGCCAUGCGGAUUUGGACAAGCUGUGGCAGAGCGACGGGACCCUGCCUCAUGUAAUCAACAUUCAAUUUGCCAGGAGGACGGCUGUCACUCACGUGUCCAUGUACAUCGACCACGUCAAGGACGACUCGUAUACGCCCACAAAGGUCCGGAUCCUCGCUGGGACACACUACCACGAUCUCGUCGAGGUGCGCACCCGCGAAUUCGACCAGCCGCAGGGCUGGAAGCACUUUGUCCUCGACAAGAAGGGCAACGUCUCUGAUUCCGACGAGUCGGACGGGUAUACUUCGUCUUCUGGCUCCUCUUCCUCUGGCUCCUCAUUCUCGUCCUCGUCCUCUUCCUCCUCGUCGCCGUCCUCAUCGUCAGCGGCAGCGUCCAGCAAGCCCUCGUCGGGAACCUCGGACUCAGGCUCGGCACGGGGCUCGCACGCAACGGCGGAGCGCCAACACCGCGCUGCUCGGCGGCUUCAAAAGCGCGGCGCAAUCGACCCAGCAGAGCCGGCGUCGCAGCUGGCGGGCCACGUUGCCCAUGGUGUCUCGCGCAGGCACCCGCCCAUCUACACGUACUAUCUUCAGGUCUGUAUUUUGGCAAACCACUCUUCGGGCAAGGACACGCAUGUCAGGGGUCUCAAGGUCUGGGGACCACCCACGAAAGCGAGCAGAGAACGGGUCAAGAGGCAGAGGAGAAGGCGGAGGAGGGCUCGGGGGAAGAAGCGAAAGGGUGAUGAGGAAAGCGAAGACGACGGGAACGCCGCGAUGAGGGUGGGGACAGCUGAAGACGAAGAAGAGGGAGGGAGGCGGAAGAGGAAGCAGGAGAAGCGUGCGCAAAGAGCAAAGGCAAGGAUCAUGCAAUGGGCAGAGAGGGAGGCGGCAUCUGCUUCAUCGACAGGGAUGCAAGUCGAUGGCGGCGAUGCAGACGAGGAAGACGCUGAAGGCUGGGAGGUCGUACCCGGCCCGAUCCGAGAAAGAGUCCAUGACAACGGUCGUGGAGGUGCCGACGGUGGCAUCCUCCGUCGAGCACCAAUGCUGAGAUAA